Messenger RNA from Letharia lupina, 2655 nucleotides. RefSeq lists its product as uncharacterized. Lineage: Eukaryota; Fungi; Ascomycota; Lecanoromycetes; Lecanorales; Parmeliaceae. The transcript has a single exon. The record is from RefSeq and is a predicted model, not a curated record. The coding region runs from base 1 to 2655 and encodes 884 amino acids.
AUGGAUCAUCUUCCUUAUCCAGGAUCUGCGAAUGGCAGGAAGAAAACAGUUGUGCCAUAUGUCUGUCAGGAAGACUAUGACGGUGGAGAUUUCAUGACUUAUCCUAGUAGGAGAAGGGGUAGCUUGCCAAAUCUUCACACAGUUGGCCCUUUUCCGGGCCAGCUACUAGACUCUCACCAAAUGCAACUGGCCUCGCUAUCGAAACAGGAGAUUGGAUCCUUCUAUCAAACCUGGCUUUUCUUCGGGUUGAUCCAUGAGAUAUUGGGCAGCUUCUACGUACCCGAAGAUCUCAUCUACACGUGCGAGGACCAACAUGGUCACACCAAGGCGGUUUCCACGUCAAUGCUCGCCCCUGCUCUCGACGAGUGGGUUGCUCGUGUUCAGGCCGGCAGGGUAGACCCAUCAGUAACAUACGCGCAUGUUGCCCAAUGUUUAUGCCUGACUCACGCCGCGCUGUCAAUUCAGGCGUUCCGCUCCCAUUUCGAUCCAAACAUCAAGCUCUCCCUUGCCUCGUUAGGCCAGACUUUCACGUACGCUGCGAACAAAGCGUUCAAUAUUACAGACAUAGUCAAGAACAACAAGUGUCCUUCAACAUGGCGCCGGCUGAUCGACGAUGAUUACUGGAAUGGACGCUUACUAGCACAUGGAUGGUGCGUGACUGAGGUAAAGCUUAUCUUGGAUACUACGUUGUCCUUGCAAACACUACACUUUCUCGCCUGCCUUGAUAAAACCAAUUCGGAGCACAGCCACCAAGGAUGUGAUACACGGCAAUGUACGGCCUACCAGAAUGACCUGGAAGGAUAUCAGACACGACACAUUAGCAAAGAAUGUGAUUGCGAGGAACUGUCAAUAGAUGCGGAAGCUUUAUACGAUAUUUUGAAGACCAAAGCUCUCCCUUUGAUCCGGGUGAGGCCGAGCCAAACGCUGGGAGAGCUCUCCAUUGACCUUGUUGCGUCACAACCAACGUCUCGUUAUGUGGCAUUAUCCCAUGUCUGGGCUGAUGGGCUUGGGAACCCUGAUGCCAACGCGUUGCCUCGUUGCCAGCUAUCCAAUCUAAGAAAGCUUGUCCAAGAAUUAGAUAUAGCAGCCCAUUCUCGAGAUACCCGAGACCAUCGCGCCAAAGUAAAAGAUGCGGAAGAAGAACACGAGGAAGAAGAAGAACUUCUCUUGUGGUGCGACACGCUCUGCUGCCCGGUCCAGCCGAAAAAAGCCAAACAUUUGGCCUUGGAGUAUAUGUACCGGACUUAUCGAAACGCAACGCAUGUUCUCGUUUUGGAUGCAUCCCUCAUGCAAUAUAAUGUCGAGAGCUUAGACAUAGAUGAAGUGAGCAUGAGAAUACUUACCUCACCAUGGAUGCGUCGACUCUGGACAUUGCAAGAAGGAGCCUUGCCCGCAGUGACCAACCGGCUCUGGUUCCAACUGACCCACACAGCUCUCAACCUUCGCGAAUUUCGAAUGAACGCACACGAAAAGUACUUCUCGAGCAUAAGCCGAAGCGGUCUCGCGGGCGAUAUACUCAAACGAAUGGGCAGCUUCGCCAAUAUUUUCGUAAAGGACAAUUCCGAGCGUCCUGGAGCCGAUCUCGGGAAGGUGAUCGAGGCUCUACACCACCGCUCAGUCAGCGUACCUUCAGACGAGCCUCUGCUGAUCGGAAACUUACUCGGCAUUGACUCAGCCCCAAUCCUCAAUGGCGGUGACGCCGCAGAUGCGUUACGCAUAAAUCGGCUUUGGCGAAUGAUACCUUCAACAAGGCAUAGGAUACCAAGCAAUCUCUUAUUCCGUAUAGGACCAAGACUGGCGGAGCCUGGACUCAAAUGGGCUCCUGCCACAUUGCUGAUUGACAAUGAUGCCAACAUAGGCAUCCAAUCGAGCGAAAGCGAGAACGAACAAGGCAUCUUGACCGCUUCGGACGGUCUCCUCGUCCGCCUUCACGGCUUUCGCUUAUCAUUAGCCUCACGUGCCAAGGGCCUGCCAUCUCGUCGCAAAGGUACCUCGCAGCUGAUGAAACCGAACACGCUAUUCAUGAAAGACGAUUCCGGGUCAUGGUAUCUCAUGCGUCGCAACCUCCCGGUUGAGCAAGACAGAUUUCUGACGGACAAGACGCUGGCCGAAAUAGUAGAGGAAGGUAGAAAUUUAUGGGUUAUAUAUCCAGAUUCUCAGUUCCCACGGCCACCGGGCAGCAAAGCCCAAGUAUCGGUCGGACUCAUCGUUGAAGUCGAACCCGAAGAAGGAGCAGAAGCUGGAGCUGAAGCAGAAGAUGAAGAAACCGCAGUCAAAAAAACCCAUGCAAAGCUCCACAUCAACAUCGUCCCCUUAAAGACAUCAACGCAGGCCUGGUUCGCGGUCGCCGCUGCCUUUUCCGCCCAACUCGCCUCUGAUUCUGUCGCCUUGCGGAACCUAGCUGCCAUAGAGAAUGGUCUCGAUGAGCAUUCAUCAUUAUCAUCGUCAUUCUUAUCCCAAACAACAGCGCUCGAGGAACUUGCAUCAGAGAUCCAUCAAAUGGCCACGAACGAGGAGGCUAAAGAGGCCAUUGAGGCUGCUGGAAACCAAUUCGAUAUUUUACUGACGGAGGACCUUAUUACGAUGAUGAUUUGGGGUCACUAUGUGUGUAUGAGGGAGACGGUGCCAAGGACUCAGCGAUGGUGUGUCGAUUGA